AUGAUGUUGAUGAUAUGCCGGAACUUGUUGUCAGAUUCCAAGGAGAUGAUGACUAUGAAUCAGAUGACGACGAUUCGGGUGAUGAAGGCAAUGAAGAGGAAGAACCUAUUGUGGCCGAUUUGGAUCACCAUCAAGAAAAUGUUGAUAGAGGAACCGAUGAUAUUUGGGAGCCUCGUUACUGAUCUGGAGGAUCUACAAGAACCGCCAGAACAAGAGAUUGUAUUUGAGCCUGAAACGCCUCAAGUAGCAAAAGUCACUCGAUCUGGGCAAACGUAUGCGCAAGCUACAAUGUCAGGGCUGAACCUUUCUCAGGUUCCAAAGAAACCAAGAGAAUGGCCUUCGAGCAGGAGUGGCAGUUCUGCCAAUAAGAACAAGAAUCGAGUUGCGACAAGACGCAAGCAUCAAGAGAGGGAAAUGAAACAGUUAAAGGACAAAUUGAAGUCUGGUAUUCGUACCAAAGAGGGAAGUCGCAGUACUAUGCUAGACGAUAUGGGUGUUACUAUUGACCCGACUGCAGCUGGAGACCACAAGCCUACAGCUGAGCGAAACAAUCGAACGCUGAAAGAAAGAGUUAGAGUAGCUCUUGCACGAUUACCCUACAAA
Cylindrotheca closterium is the source of this 603-nucleotide messenger RNA. The record is from the annotation of a GenBank genome assembly. Lineage: Eukaryota; Bacillariophyta; Bacillariophyceae; Bacillariales; Bacillariaceae.